CAUGGCGCGCGGUGGCAGACGAACGAAUUCGCAUCAGUAACAGCGCUCCACUGAGGUCCAACGUGCUGUUCGGUGCUCAUUCAUCAGUAGCCGUAUGAAACUCGAUUCGACCGGACGCCCAACGGAAUAGAAGCUACAGAAUAGAGCAUCUCACGGGAGGUGCAACAUAGCCAAUCCUUUUGACUGCACGGACAACGUCGACUUGGUUGUCCACGACGAUGGACGUUGGUCGCGACCGUGAGUGAAUUUUCCAUCCCAUGUCGUCGCCGUGGUUGCAAUUUAGGUUAAGGUGCAAGAUAGCAACGAAUAGUGUUUGACUAGAGAGUGUGUAAUUUUGAUGAAGCAUCGCUUAGAGUGACCGUGGGAGUAGGAUUGAAAUACGCAGUGAUUUCGGUUGUGGACGCUAAUUGAAGCAAACAAGUCGAGGAAAAACUGUCGCGUUGCUUUCGAGUGAGUGGGUGUCGUUUUCCUCCUGGCCAUGAGCUGCUCAAGCGAAGGCGAUUGAUGAAUCGUUUUCCAAAGAAACUAGCUAAGCAGUGUGAAGAAGAUUCUUUGUCGCUGUCGUCUGUUUGAUACAAAGAAUCUAAGUAGGCUGCAGCUGCACUACGAGCGAUGACAAUGGAAAGGAUCAUGACUUGUGCGAGCCUACUGCGAUGGGUUCUACUGCUAGUGCUGCUUUGUGGCCAGGCACUGAUUGUCCGAGGGUUGACUCAUCACCGACACACAUCUAUCGGCGAACCAGAUGGUGACGUAUGGCGGUGGCAGAACGGAGCUUUGGCGGUCAAUGACAAUGGCCGCAUUUCGAUUGUCCCUAAAGUGGAGCACUCGCGACUGGGCCACGAUGUUACGCUGACCUACAAUCUGACGGAGAACGGUGGUGCUUUCACGGUUCGAAUCGAGCUGUGGAGGAGCUUACCAAGCCGGACCUUCAUAGAACGGCAAGGCUAUGGGAACGAAUCGAUAUUGGAAUUUUUCGACGACGAGUGCUACUAUCAGGGCUGGGUCCACGGAAGACCACGCAGUCAGGUGGCGAUGUCCACGUGCGAGGGAAAAGUUCGCGGAACCGUUUAUGACGUACAUGGGACUUACUACAUCGAUUACGACGAGACGUCAGGGGGGCAUUACUUGGAACGAAUUUAUGACACCCGGGGCAGUAAUCGAGUGAGACGAAGUCACCAUCGCCCACGGGUGAUUGGACCGUACAAUGCUAACCGCUUUUCUCGAUUUGUUGAGUUGGUUCUGGUGGUGGAUAACUCUUUGUACAGACACUUCAACUCUGAUAUUUGGAACGUACAUCGGUAUUGCACAGAUGUUGUUAAUCACGUUAAUAUGCUAUUCAACCAGUUGAACAUUUUCAUCGCUCUAACGGGGGUGGUCGUCUGGGAUCAGUACAACCACAUCCAAGUGUCCGAGCGCGCAGAAGAAACGUUGAACAACUUUCUGCAAUAUCGCCGGAAGGAAUUGCUCCGGUCGCACCCCAACGAUCACGCACAGCUUUUGACGGCAGUCAACUUUCAGGAGCAUGUCAUCGGGAAGGCCAAACUGGGUGGGAUGUGCACCAGCAAUAACUCUGGAGCGGUCAUUGUGAUUCACACGGAAAACAUCGGCAUUCAGGCGGGAACGCUGGCGCACGAGAUGGGUCAUAGUUUCAACAUGGAGCACGAUGUGGAUGCUGAAUGCGAAUGUGAGGAUAGGAAGUGCAUAAUGUCGGCAACAGUUACGGGUCGAUCCCUAAAGCACUGGAGUAGCUGUAGUGUAGAACAGUUGACGCUUGCCUUCAAUAAAGGAUUGAACCACUGCCUGAAGGAUCGACCAGAAGUGGUUUAUUCCAUGAGCUGCGGAAACGGCUUUGUAGAUGAAGGAGAGGAAUGUGAUUGUGGAUUAGAGGAGGUUUGUGAUAAUCGAUGCUGUGAUCCGCAAACAUGUCGUUUGAAAGCAGGAGCUGUCUGCGCUACUGGAGAAUGCUGCGAUUUGGAAACAUGCCAACUGAAGGUGGCUGCAAGCGUUUGCCGAGUAGCUCACGGGGAAUGUGAUCUACCGGAGUACUGUACAGGAACAUCAGAACAUUGUCCUGCAGAUGUCUACAAAAGAAAUACGGAGGUUUGUGCUGGUGGUCAAGCAUAUUGUAGCGACGGAGAUUGCAGAACGCACAAUGAUCAGUGUCGUUUGCUGUGGGGUCCCUCCGGCAAGGCGUCCGAUGAAAACUGCUACGCAAGGAAUGUCAACGGAACUAAAUAUGCUAACUGUGGGUAUGAUCGAGACAGUCAUAGUUGGAGAAAAUGCGCCGAACAGGAUGUGCUUUGUGGUCUACUAUUUUGUCAUCAGCUCAACGAAAAUCGCCUCGAAUUCGGCCUGAGAGUGUUCACUGAAGAGCACAUCGCCAGUGCUCUCAAUGGCCAUAGGGUUGUUCCUUGCCAUGCCGCUUUUAUAGAUUUAGGCACUGCAAAGCAGCCAUCGCUCGUCCCAGAUGGUGCUUCAUGUGGCGAUAACAAAAUUUGUUACCACCAGCAGUGUUGGGACAUUGAAAGCCUCAACUCUUAUGGAAUUGGGCAGCCAUGCCCCCACAACUGCCACAAUCAUGGAGUCUGCAAUAGUGAAGGAAAUUGCCAUUGUAAUGCUGGCUAUGAUCCACCGUUUUGCGAGUUUUCAGGAAAUGGCGGAUCCAUUGACAGUGGACCAGCCUCUCACUCCUCAUAUUCCGUCCUAAUUAUAACAUUGUCCGUAGCCGCCAUCAUCAUAUUUCUUCUCUUCGUGAUAUACAUCGCCCGCACCUUUUGCCGCCCGGAUCGCUGCAGAACGCCCAUUAAAAUAAGUUCGUUCCCUUCGCCGUCCCGCAGCAAGCACAAGCUGAUCUCAACUCCGUCGGCGAACUCAGCAGUAGUUCGUGACAUCUCCGCUCCGAAAUUGUGUUUCUCCACGCGGGACGUCGACGGACCGCAAUUCACUCCCAUCGCACGACUGAAGCAUCAACAGCAGGAAUCUUCACCGGCCAAGGCGAGUGCGGUCUCGGUUCGUUCAAUGGCCCAGCCAUCUGUAGGCUACGUAACGCACGUCGUAGCUCCUUUGCCGCCUCCGGCCAGUCCACGGCGCUUGCCGCGACAACCAUCAGCAGUGCAUCGGAGUUCCUAUGAACGGCGACGGCACGGAUCCGGUAGCAGUAGUCACAGUCACUACACGUGAAUCUCAUACAUUGAACUCAAUCAUAUAAUAUGUAUCGAUGUAGCUCAUGAAAGUUCCAUGAAACGGUAAUGUUUUUACAGCUUUUUGAUACUAGCAUUAUUUUAGAGAUACUACAGCCUAGGUAUAAGUGUAAGCAUCGCACGACAUAGUUAUUGGCGAAAAUAAAAUUCUAGUCAUCUUCUCGAAUCGUAAUAAAAACAAAAUUUUAAAUGCUUAUUGUCCGAUAUGCAUCCUCGCCUCGAUUAUGCAUUGUCAGCGCCGUAGUGGUUUGGCCUCUGCCAAGGGCGCCAGUCUUUGAGAGGCGCCGAAUUCAUGAAAAAUAAAAAAGUGAGAAAAAUAAAGUGGAGAGGCCAGUUACAGGGCUGUUACAAACUGAUCAAAUUUCAAUCCGCGAAAUCCGCGUCUGCAAAAUCCGCAACAGACAAAAAUAAUGGCAUUAUCACGUAGAAACCCAUUUCAA
Armigeres subalbatus is the source of this 3640-nucleotide messenger RNA. Its product is annotated as zinc metalloproteinase-disintegrin-like protein H4 subunit A. Bases 613 to 3180 code for a protein of 855 amino acids. The record is from RefSeq and is a predicted model, not a curated record. NCBI's taxonomy places the organism in Eukaryota, Metazoa, Arthropoda, Insecta, Diptera, Culicidae. Gene Ontology annotation, biological process: membrane protein ectodomain proteolysis. The transcript has 4 exons. Gene Ontology annotation, molecular function: metalloendopeptidase activity.